GCGCGUGUUACUGUUAGAGGGCGAGAGAGCGAGAGAGGCACUGUAUAAUGUUCUCUCUCUACAGAGAAGGCUCUUCUGUGACAGAGAGAGAGUUAAGAGGGAACUGAAGCAGCUUGCUGAAAGGUGACAUCCACCUGCGUCCCAGCCCCAGACCUGCAGGGCUCCACAAGGUCUUCGUCCCAGAAGAAGAGGAACUCCCUUCCCAGGAGUGUGAAUCAUGUGAUGGAGAGAGUGAUGGCGAGGCACUAUGACUUUGACCUCACCUACAUCACUGAGCGGAUUAUUUCUGUCUUCUUUCUGCCUCACCUGGAAGAACAACGUUACCGUGGCAACCUACAGGAAGUGGCUGCUAUGCUCAAGUCCAAACAUCAAGAUAAGUUCCUGCUCUUAAACCUGUCUGAGAAGCGUCAUGACAUCACACGACUCAGCCCCAAGGUUGAAGACUUUGGCUGGCCCGACCUACACGCCCCUCCGCUGGAGGGGAUCUGUGCCAUGUGUAAGGUCAUGGAGACUUGGCUGACCUCUGACCCCAGCAACGUGAUCGUCCUUCACUGCAAGGGAAACACAGGGAAGAUUGGGGUCAUUGUGGGUGCCUACAUGCACUACAGCAAGAUCUCUGCAGGAGCGGACCAGGCCCUAACCACUCUGGCCAUGAGGAAGUUCUGUGAGGAUAAAGUCUCCUCCUCGCUACAACCCUCCCAGAACAGGUAUAUGUACUACUUUGGGGGUCUGCUGUCGGGGGCGAUCAAGAUGAACAGCAGUCCUCUGUACCUUCACCAUGUUCUGAUCCCCAGCCUGCCCAACUUCCAGGCAGCAAGGGGAGGUUACUAUCCUUUCCUGAAGAUCUACCAGUCUCUACAGCUGGUCUACACCUCGGGCAUCUACGACCCCCAGGGCUCCAGGGCGAGGAAGCUGUGUGUGACGCUCGAGUCUGCGCUACUGUUGAAGGGGGACAUCAUGGUGAAGUGCUACCACCGGCGGCCGCGUGGCUCAGAGAGGGAGGCGGUGUUCAGGCUGCAGUUCCACACCUGUACGGUCCACGGAGCUCAGCUGUGGUUCGGCAAGGGAGAGCUGGACCUGGCCUGUGCAGAUGACCGCUUCCCUCCAGAUGCUACAGUGGAGUUUAUCUUCUCCUACGGCCCAGAGAAAAUGAAAGGGCGAGAGUACUGUAAGAAUGACCCAUCUGUUACAGUGGACUGCAACACCUCAGACCCAGUGAUGCGCUGGGACUCCUAUGAGAACUUCAAUCUGCACCACCAGGAUAGCACUGAAGACAUCUCCCACACGCGUGGUCCUCUGGAUGGCAGCCUGUACGCCCAGGUGAAGAAGCAUCGAGGCCGGGGUUUUCGCAAUGCAUGCUCCACAGGCAACCCCACAGCCAAGCCCCCUCCACCGGCCCAGCCUCAAUCUCAACCUCAACCUCAGCCCCUGUCCCUCAGCUCCGACUCGGGACACUCCUCCACCCCCUCCGACCACAUGGAGGACCCCCCUCAUUGCCUCCUGUCCCACCUGGAGAAUGAGAAUGAGAAGGAGGUGGUGGACUGUCUACUGCGGAGGGGGGAGGGUGGAGAGAGAGACAGGGCAAUGCAGAGGGAGAGGGACCGGGAAAUGGCAAUUUUGGAUGAUGGAGACUCUGUUCCAGAAGGAGGGCUGAGGCGGGAGCAGUGGUCCUGCCACGGUCGAAGAUGUCAGAGGUGUGGGGAGGCAUCGGGUUGGGAGAGGGAGCCGUGCUUUGCUAACGGACAUUGUAUGGCCCGCUGUAACAGCAGCACCAAGGGGAACCUAAAGAGCCGAGCAUUAUCCGCCUUACCCUCCCAGCAGCCGGUGUCUCCUCGCCCCCUGGAGCCCCAUCUGGACAUGUGCCAUCUCCAUAGUGCCCAUCCCCUGCCCAAGUUGCCGUGGGAAUGUCCCCCACCCCCUUUACCCUGUCUCCAUCGGCCAUGCUACCCCUACCCCGCCCCUGAACACGCCCCCCCAAACUCCCACACCAUCCCGGCCUCCAAUAGGCUCUUCUGCGGUGGAGAGGAGUGUCGGGUCUUUCAUUACCCCGCCACCCGCCCUGCCCCACCUCGCCUCUCCCACCAAUCCCUGCCCUCCAGCCCAUAUAGGGAGAUGUUUUUCAGCCCGGCGGCUCCUCCUCGCUCUGAUGGCUGCCCAUGCCGAGACUGCACCUGCAGGCAAGAGCACCAAUCGGCUUCAGCCAGAGCCUUCCACCCGCUGUGCCCGGACCAACCAGAGAGCCUGCACUGGCCCCGAGGGCAGGACUCUGUGCUGUGGGACAGGGAUGCGGGGCUGAGGCGGGGGAGGGAGGGGCCUUCUCAACUAUGGGAGCCAGAUAAUUCGUGGGAGGCGGAGAGAGAGGCAGAGUUUUGGCAACGGAGUUCAGUGAGAGGGAUGUCACCCUAUGUAGGUUGUCACUCCCCCCUGGGUCAGGGUCCCGGGUACCCCAGCCCCCAACCCCUCCUGGACAACCCCGGUGGCAGCAGUGGGUACAACACACCCCUACCCCCCUGCCACUCCUACCCUUGCUCUCCCUACCAGCAGGACCCCCCCUCGGAGAGCCACGGGAGCCCGAGGUAUGCCUCGGGGUACCAGUCUGGGUCCACCUUACCCCUGCCCCCUGGUAGCCCAAACCCUGGUGACUCCCAAUCGGAACCACCCACCGACUUGCAGCAACAGACUGAAACUUGUGCAUCAUAUGUGGUGCAAAGCAGUGUGGGUAUGGAGGACUCUUCUUCCCAGGGGUCGCUGGGGCAAAGUGAGAGGAAGCCAGAUGAACAGACAUUUGACGACACUGUAGAAGGUUCCCCCCUGAGUCCUCCAGAUGGUCGCCAGGAGCCAAGUCAAGGGCCCCAGCAGAUAGAGCCCCUCAGUGGGACCCCCAUUUCUGCAGAGCCAGCCUCCACCUCCACCAUCCUGGAGCUUAACACCAGUAGUAACAGUAGCACGCCGGAGAUCGAAAGGACACCGCACCAAGCUGUAAAAUCCACAACCACACCAUCGACAGAUUCACAAAAGCAAGGCAGUGACAGCUGUUCUAAAGAGUCCAUACAGAAGCUGAGUGAAUGUGUGAACCCUAGUGACUCACAACAAGUGCACAUGGAGGUGCACACUAUAAGUGCAAGUGUGCAUCCACCUCCCACUACAGCUGAGGAUGGGGAAUUGAAGGUCGCGGAGAAAGUACUAGAGAUGUCCACUCAGACGGCUGCUGUCCCGAGCUCAAGGCAUUCAAUCGUCCCUGUCCAAGUGAAACUCAAUGGCAGCGGCUCACCCCAAUCAGGAAGAGGCUGCAGUGCAUCACCGAGCCCUUGCUCUGCCCCUCCCUCACCACACCUUUACAUUGGCUCCCCAGAGCGACGUCCCUCCCCUCAGCCCUCUCCAUUGGCCAUGGACCCAGCUGGGCGAAGACUUACCCCUGUGAGUGACAGUGACCCCAAAACCCCAUCCCCUGUCCCUGACAACACCCCCACCUUCCCCCUGGCAUCCUACUACUAUCCCCUUCUCAACAUCCCCCACAUCCCAUACUCGGGGUACACCGCUGUCACUAUCCCCGCCGCCCAGCCCCCACUCCCCGAAAAGAGGCGCCUGUCUUCCAUGCCAGGGUACCGCAGCGGGCAUGGCUCCCAGUCCAUCCUGAGUUCCUCCCUGGGUGCCAUAGGACCCAUGGGUACCUCUCCCCAAUCUAGCCCCCUCCACGUCACUGUCUCCCCCUCGGUGGGGGUGGGGGGACUGACGCCCCCUAUUGUCAGAGAGGAAAGCAGCAAAGUCAAAUCCAAGUUUGUACAGGACAGCUCCAAGUUCUGGUACAAGCCUGGCAUCUCCAGAGACCAAGCCAUCGCUGUAUUGAAGGACAAAGAGCCCGGCUCCUUCCUGAUCAGGAACAGUAACUCCUUUCAAGGGGCCUACGGUCUGGCCCUCAAGGUGGCCAGCCAUCCUUCAAACAACAUCAACAACAACAUAGUGGUUGAUCAGGAGCAUCUGGUCAGACACUUCCUCAUUGAGACAGGCUCUCGCGGGGUCAAGAUAAAGGGCUGUCAGAAUGAGUCCUAUUUCGGAAGUUUAUCUGCCUUGGUGUACCAGCGCUCACUCAGCCCUAUCUCCCUGCCAUGCGCUCUAUGCAUCCCUGAGAAAGAUCUAGUCGGAGAGCUGCAAAGUGUCAGCAACACCAGUACGGCAGCUGACCUCCUGAAACAGGGCGCAGCCUGUAACGUGCUCUACCUAAACUCUGUGGAGACAGAGUCACUAACGGGGCCUCAGGCUGUCUCCAAGGCGACCAGGUACACUCUGACCCAGAGCCCUCAGCCCAUGACCACCAUGGUCCACUUCAAAGUGUCCACUCAGGGCAUCACACUGACCGACAGUCAAAGGAGACUCUUCUUCAGGAGACACUACCCCAUCAACAGUGUGACCUUCAGCAGCGUGGAUCCUCAGGACAAGAGGUGGACUAAUUCUGAUAACAAGUCAAGCAAGGUGUUUGGUUUCGUGGCCAGGCGGACUGGCAGCACAUCGGAGAAUGUGUGUCACCUGUUUGCCGAGAUGGACCCAGAGCAGCCGGCUGUGGCCAUCGUCAACUUCAUCAACAAGGUCAUGCUGGGGUCCCAGCAGCAGCAACGCAGAUGAGUUAGGACUCCCAGGGGCCACAGAGAAAGGGCAUAACUUGGUAUAAAUCGGUGUGUGGAAGGAAAUUGGUGGUUUGGGUAUGUGUGUUUUUGCAUGUUUGAAGACAGCUGUCAACUGGUGAGGAACCGGAUUGGGCACAUGUCCUUCAGGACGGUAUAUUACAAAGGUACAGAAUAACUUUUGAGGUGAUAGCUUUAAGCUUUUCCUCUACAAUUGAGUGGAUUAACACCACCUCUGCCAGGGGAGAUUUUGCAUUUCAUUAUUUUGUAACGUCAAUUCAGUUACUGUUUGCCAUCACCUUUCAUUUAUUCAUGACUAUGAAGUAUUUGUCAUUUUAAAUAGGAAAGCCUUGUAAAAGCCUGUACGGUGUCAAUGACUACCCAGUUUGCACACAUGCACAUAUGGAAAAUCACUUGUUUUGUUGGUCAGUAUUAUGUUACCCAAUGUCUGUAUAGUCAACCUCUUUGAAGAGAAAACAGUCCGGAAGGCAUGGAUUGUGUAUGUGGGCCAUUCAGAGGGUGAAUAGACAAGACAAAAAAUGUAAGUGCCUUUGAACAGGGUCUGGUAGUAGGUGCCAGGCACACCGGUUUGUGUCAAGAACUGCAACGUU
Molecule: messenger RNA, 5230 nt
Organism: Oncorhynchus gorbuscha (pink salmon)
Lineage: Eukaryota; Metazoa; Chordata; Actinopteri; Salmoniformes; Salmonidae
Product: tensin-2-like
Exons: 25
Coding region: 223-4620 (1465 amino acids)
Biological process (GO): peptidyl-tyrosine dephosphorylation
Molecular function (GO): protein tyrosine phosphatase activity; protein binding
Source: RefSeq, a predicted model, not a curated record